Arabidopsis arenosa is the source of this 1990-nucleotide messenger RNA. NCBI's taxonomy places the organism in Eukaryota, Viridiplantae, Streptophyta, Magnoliopsida, Brassicales, Brassicaceae. The record is from the annotation of a GenBank genome assembly.
ACAGAAAUAAGCAUCAUGGAAUGAAGCCUAUGUUGUUUCAGUCUCUUCAGGAAAUGGAAGAUUUAAGUAUUCACGUUGUUGUUAUUUCGGAAUGUGGGGAUAGAAACAAAGGUACUUCACAACUCCGUGUUUGGCAUCAUUGGAAGAAUGAGGCUGAGAAAAUGAAGGCAGUUUUAGAAAUUCUAAUAUUGAGUGUGGUGAUUUUUCAAUCUAGCAAAGGGAAUGAGGGUCUUUGGCAACAAAAUCAGUUUAGACCAAUAUGCAGAAUGGUUAAAUGGAGGAAUGAGUGUGUGACGCAAGAUAGGACAGCACCAUCAAUUGAGUUUGGUUCUGGUAUUGAUGUCCUACAGAGAGAGAUGCAAUGGACUUGUGAGGAAUUAAGUGAAGCUACUGCCAUAGUCUUGAAUAGUUUUCAGAAAGAGAAGUUUCUUAAAUCCUGGAAAUUCAAAUACAAACACAAGGAACUACAGAAUAGGAGACGGAGGCUGCUCAUUUUCGGCCAACCAAAUGGUUCAACCAACCUGUGUCAGUCAACAUUUCUAGCUCAGUUUGCAGCUGCAGACCCUGGUUUGAUUCUACAUGGGCACAUUGUCUUGAUAGCUCAUCCGAAUGUGUAUGGGAAGCUGCUGUUACAAAUUAGACCAUCAACGGAUUUUCGGGAGUAUGGAGAUAUCUUAACAAGGGCUGCUGUGUUCGGCAUAGCUUUGACAGAUCGAGCUGCAUUACUAACCCAGCUUAUUCUUGAUGCUAUAAAGUUCCAACUAAACUCUAUCACAAUCAUUCAAAUGAAACCUCAAAAAUUGACACUUGAAAUCGUUGGCCACUAUGGAUGCGAAAGAUGGGGACUUUCUCGUUCUCCUGGAUCUUUAGUAAGUUUCUUUGCAGAGACACCAAUCAAUAAACUAAAUGUCUUAGCUUGUACAGAUGGGUUGGUCUCGAUUUGUGCAGAAACUAGUGAUGGGUCUCCUAUGUAUUACAUUGGAAACCCUUUGUUGCAGGAAUGGUUUCGAAUCCCUCAACCUCCUUUCCGUAAUUUUGAGAGAUUACGAAAGCACGAGCGUUUUAGCGACAGUGGAUUAGUUACAAAGAUGAAGAAUGGUGUCGUUGUGAGUUACAAGAUUGUGUGGUUGUUGACUCAUCCUGCUAAGGUUGAGUUUAUGAUUUACUCAUCUGAUACAGGGACUUGGGAUAGACGAAAUGUGACUUGUGUCCAUACUGCUUUGUGGACUAGUCGGGACAAGUCGAUUGCUUUGAAUGGGAUUCUUCAUUGGCUUUCCAAUCUCACCAGUUCUAUUGUCGCUUACGAUUUCUAUGGAGGUCAUAAUGAUGGUUGUUGUAUCAUACAUUUCCCUGGUGUUGGAAAAGAUGAUGAGUUACGGCGUUUUAGAAGAACCUUUACAACCUCGGAAGGGUCCAUUGUGUAUUUCAACGAGAAUGUAGACCGCACAUUACGGGUUUGGAGGCUGGUCAAGUACACUGAUGGUCCUGAGGCGUGGCAGCUCUUUAGGGAAGUCAGCUUGGUGCCUUUGAUGGAGUCAGGUAUCAAUUAUAUCCCUGUGGUAAUGCAUCCUUUGAACUCUGAGAUCAUCUACUUCUGGAGCAGGAACAAGAAAGGUCUGAUCUUGUUUAACUUGAGGACACAAGUGUUUAGUCUUCACAAGGAAACUGAAGACGUUCGUAAGUGUAUGGAUGGUUGCGUUUUAAGUUUUAACCGGUGCAGCGAGUAUAUGGAGAGCAUAUAUACAUACUUUCUCUCAUCAUUUCAAAAUGGUCCUAACCAUCUCCUCUUUUCACAGUAUGUUUUCCCUCGUUGGCUGCACCAUCUCCCUGGUCUGAAUCCUACUUAGUGUACUAUGUUUCAAGUCUCAAUCUGAUAAGCUACAAAGAUUGUAUGAGAAGGCACAUGUAAGAGCUAAAUUGAAGGAAGAAGAGAAGAAGCUCGUAAUCAAACUGUAUUUGUGUGAGUUGUUAAUAGAAGUUGUGUUCUAGA